Messenger RNA from Lates calcarifer (barramundi perch), 1334 nucleotides. RefSeq names its product myc target 1b (gene myct1b). The record is from RefSeq and is a predicted model, not a curated record. Gene Ontology annotation, cellular component: nucleoplasm. Lineage: Eukaryota; Metazoa; Chordata; Actinopteri; Centropomidae.
CAGAGAGGGAAGGAAGCAUGACAGCAAAGUUUCCGCCAUUACAAACACUGUAGGGGGGGAAAAAGCAAAAAGCCUGUCUUGGAAAAAGCUUAGUGUCUGCUCUGUCUGCUUGGACUCAGUGUGGAAUCUAACACCAGCUUAUGGUGGAAUAAUGGCACAUAAUGAAACACAUCCUCUUUUGGAAAUACUAAGAUCAUUCAAUCUUGGCGAUAUGAUUCUAGCCUUCUGUUUAUCCGUGCUUGUGGGCCUGCUGCUUGGUGCUUUGAUAUACGUUCUGUUGACCUGGGCGUCCAGGCGCCGGGCCACUGCCAGGAUCACCAGGCGCUCAAAAAAGAAAUCUGGCACUUCACAAACACAGAACCCCAUGAGCAGCCAGCUUGGCCUUUACCGAAGCACUUUCCUGAGCGUCUACAGACAGCCCUCUCUGGAGCCGGUGGGGCCUCUGGGGAGUAAGCCCGGUGCGGAGACCUCCACCUUUCGGCCGCUGCCCAAGAGGAGCAGAGCUGGCCUGGAGAUGGGAGAGGACACUCAGGUCAGCAUGCCUGAGGACACAGCAGCUUCAAACUCGUCAGAUUCGGCAUCGCUCAUGCCAAACAAAAGACAUUCCUUCUGGUUGGGGGGCAACGGACUUAAAGGAUUUCUCCCCACACAGACUCCCCCUCCUGCGUACGACAGUGUCAUCCAUGCAUUUGAAGAGACUUGCACUUGAAAUUGUACAUAAGAACUUAAAAAGGGAGAACAUUCUGGGAUUACAGUGGACUUUCUGGCUGUUCUGCUCUUUAUAAGGAACAGUUAUCUCUGCAUAUUGAGUGAUCAGACCUGUCUGAAGCAGAGUGUCUUUAACCGAGAUGCUUGCACAGCCAUGUAGUGUCAGCUCAGUAUUAUAUGAGAUAUAGCUUAGAGGUGCAAUUGACUAAUGGAAUAAUUGGCAGGUUAUUUUUUCAAUUAAUCAGUUAGUUUUCCUCUAUGAUAUGCCACAAACAACAAAGAAAUCCCUCACAGUUUCUAGGGCCUAAGAUGACCACUGCAAAUGUAUUGUUUUGUCCCAAACUCUGAAAUACUCAAUUUACAAUGCAAAUUCUCACACUGGAGAAAACUGGGAUGAGUACAUGUUUGGCAUUUUAGGUGGAAAAAUGACUUGAACGAUUAACAAAUUAAUCAACUUAUCAUUGCAGUUCUAAUAUAUAUAGUUUUGAGACACCUGCAGGGCAUCUCAUAACCCAUGUUGUUGACAGUGUGGAGCUUGAUUUUGCUCUGAUUGUGUGAACAUGAGGGAAACACUGUGUGCUAGAUAGUUAUCAUCAUCUACUAUCACAAUAAAGAUUUAACGAUGA